GUCCGGCGCCCGUCGAAGCUGGGAGUGCGAGAGGGCGCUGCACUCUCACUCACUCCGUUACUCCGUUCAGUGAGAAGGCGUGCGCAGUGCGCUGGAAGAUUGUUUGUUUUGGUUUUGGUUUCGUGUUGGGGCUUUUUUUGGAGGAGAGGAGAUAAAAUUAAGUGGACACAAUGUUUGAGGAAUUGGUUCUAUUCGAUGAUGAAGAAGAGGCAAUGAUGUUAAUGGCUGCGAUUGACGACGUCUCUGACAAUGAUUCUGAUGGAGGCAAAGAGGAAGUCGUGAGCGUGGAUGCUGAAGGAUUUCGGAGAAUGAGUAAUGCUUCUUUCAAAGCAAAUUUUAGGAUGGAUAGAGUUGUUUUUCAGAAUCUAAUUGUUGCAGUAGGUCUGCAGAUGCGAAGAACCAACAGGUUGCAGAGGCUACGUACCCCUGUCGACCAAAUCCUAAUGAUGGGUCUGUGGCCACUGUUUAACCCAGACACUUUCAGAAGUUCGGGUUUGCACUUUGAGAAAAAGCGUGUAGCAUCCACGACCAUUACAAACUUAUUAUUAAGGUGUUAA
Messenger RNA from Frankliniella occidentalis (western flower thrips), 557 nucleotides. RefSeq lists its product as uncharacterized. The coding region runs from base 171 to 557 and encodes 128 amino acids. The transcript is spliced from 3 exons. Lineage: Eukaryota; Metazoa; Arthropoda; Insecta; Thysanoptera; Thripidae. The record is from RefSeq and is a predicted model, not a curated record.